AUGAGGCGUCUAUAUGAAUAUGCGUUGCAUGCUGUUUAUUCUACAUUACAUGUUAUUGAACCAGGAGCAACAAGGGAUCAACUUGCUGAUCACAUAGCGAAACUGUUUAAUAUUGAUCCAGAAGAACAUGAAACGAAAUAUAAGCGAACUCUUAAGGCACAAGCAUGUUCUGUUACGUUAUUUGUUGAUGUUAAAAAGGCACGUGAUUUACUUGGUGAAGAUGAAAAUGGUCUUAGUGAUCCUUAUUGUAAAGUAAGCGUUGUUUCCGUUCCAAACAAGUCAGAGAAUCUCAAUGAUAUGACAACAGCUACAUCUUAUUUAUCAUCUCCAGACUCACCUAUUCCAAUAAAAAGAAGUCGAUCGUUUUUCUCUUGUAUUGCACCACCAUCAAGACCUAAAUCAAAAUCAUCCACAGGAGUAAAUAAACAACGAAAGAGUCGGAAAACUUCGAAAGAUCAUACAUCAGCAAUAUCAACAGAGAGAAGGAAAACAUUGCCUAAACUUAUUUUUCGUACUGAUGUUCGUCCUAAAACAAUUAAUCCAGAAUGGAAUGAACAUUUUGAAUUUGAAAUAGAAAAUGUUUAUACACAAGAACUACUUAUAAGUGUAUUUGAUUCUGAUCGUGGUCAAAUACCAGGAAUGAAAACACUUGUUAAAGAAAAACGAGGUGUUACAAAAAAAAUUCGUGGUAUGAGAACUCUAUUCGCAACAGGGCAACUUGACGAUGAUUUUCUCGGACAAGUUAUGGUUGAUAUAAAAUCUUUAGCUACAUCUGAUCAUGAAAAAUGGUAUCCUUUAACAGGAAUGAAUCAAACACAUGCAAAUAAUAAUAAAUCAAGAGGCGAAAUUUUACUCGGAUUAAAAGUUCAUUUUAAAUUGGCAAGUCGCCAUUGGGUAACAAACGAAAAUGUUUUACAAUUUCAUCGUCGUCAUUCAACAUUAUCAUCUGCUGGUCAAACACCUACAUCGAUUAUCCUACGUUCAAAUAUUUUUCGAAAAAAUUUUCGUCCAGCAUCAUUACAAGUUCGUGAUUAUACACGAACAAGUAUUUUUGAAAAUGAUGACCCAGCGGCACAUUCUAAUUCAGGUGAUUCAAUAUUAACACUAGCUACUGAUUCAGAUUUACCAUUAUUAAUCGAAGAAUAUCAUCAAUUAUUUCGAAUCAUUAUAUUACAUCAAUUAGAAGAUACAAGAGAAUUAAAUAAGGAUAAUUUCAAUGGAUUAUUUAUUGAUUGGGAUGGUGGAAUAAAUGAAUUAUCUUCUAGUGUUCUUCUACAAUUUCGUGUCCUGUAUAAUAUUUCAGUUUUAUCUCAAUCUUUUAUACAAUUACUUGUUAUUUUGGAACUUCGAUGUUCAGAAGAUUAUGCAUUAUUUAUUAGUCAAGCUGUUAUUGAAGCUUAUUUUACAAUAUUUAUGGGUUUAGUAAAAGAACGAACAAAUGCUAAUGAUCUCGAUUUUACUGAUUAUGAAAAAACAAUGUUUAAAGAAAUUUUUUAUUUAUUUAUUGGUCAUUAUAAACAACGUGUGCAUAAUGAUAAAUCAUGGUUUCCACCAUCAAAAGAAAGUUUACCAAAUAUUCAAAGUGUAUUUGACAUACUUCGUAUUUUACUAAAAUUAAAUAUUUGUUCAAACGAAGCAGUAAUGAUAGAACAUCUCGGAGACACAAUACGACUUCGUUUACAAAAUGAUAUUAAUGAUUCAUUUGAUCUACAUACAUUUGUAGUUAAUGAAAAAAAUGAAAUACAAUUACAUACUGCUCGAGAUUUUCUUGAUUAUGUUAAAAAAUUAGCUGAAUCAAUGUCACUUAUACCGGAAUAUGAUGAAAUCUGUACAAAAUAUAAUGCAAAUUAUAUUAAAAUAUGUUUUUUUGGAAGCAAUAGUGCAGGUGAUCGUUUAGCAGAAUUGACAAAAUGUUUAUUAAAAAAUAUGAUAGAUUCUUUUCAAACAUAUUCUAAACCAGUAGUAAAAGCAACAUCAUCUAUAUAUGAUCCAAACUUAAUUCAAAAUUCAACUGUACUUUUAAAUUUAUAUUUAUAUUUACAAACAAUUGUUACAGCAUUAAGAAAUAAUCAUACAGAACAAGAUUGGGUUACAAAUGCAUUUAAAUUAAAAUUAAUUGAAUAUCGUCAAUGGUUUUCACCAACAAUGAAAUUUUUAUUAGAAGGUUUUGUUGCAAAUAUUAGACAAGCAAUGGAAAGAGCUGUAGAAGAUGAUAGUGAACUUAUUCCUGAUGAAAAUAUUAUUCUUUAUUCUCAAUCAUCUAUGGCAGCUACUAGUUUAUGUAUAAAACUUUGUCGAGAAUGGGAAUCAAUUGAUUAUCCUGAUAUUAAUGUACGUUAUACAGCACUUAUUAAAUUAACAAAUACGAUAUGUGAACAAUGUCAACAUUAUGCAAGACGUACAGCACGUAAAUUAUCUGAAAAUGCUUAUUUUACUGAUUUAACACGUACACGAUCGUUUAAUGUUACAAAAAAAUUAUGUAUGUUAGUUAAUGAUAUAGAAUAUGUUAAACGAAAUGUACUUUCAUCAUUACCAAAUUUAUUAAAUUUUUCAACUGUUAUUGAUAAAAUGAUUGAAAAUUAUGGAUCAGAUGAUUUUAGUCAAACAAAAGUUACACUUGAAAGAUUAAUUUCUACAGCUGCACAUGAAAUGACUGAUGUUAUUAAAUCUAUAUUAGAACAUGUAGCUCUAUCAGUUCAUGAAUCUUUAAAAGCAAAAAUUACGAAUUAUUAUCGUGAUGAAAAAGCAGGAAAAGUUGAUUGUAUGAAAGAUGUUAAUCGAUAUAUUGAUCAAGAAAUUCUUCAUCAAUUAUAUAAAGGUCUUGAACCUGUUCAAUAUUCUCGUGUUGCUUGUGCUAUACGUAUAAAAACAUUACAAUGUUUACGUAUAUUAUUACCACCACAAGAACCACCAACAUUCUAUCAACGAGUUAUAGAAUCAUUUGAUCAUUUAGCUGCAUAUUUCGAAGCUGUUUGUCGUGAAGAUCCACAAUUACCUGGUCCACCAUGUGAUGAAAUAACAACAUUUCGACGUUCACUUCAAACAGGUGCAUUAACAACUGAGCAAUUACAAUUAGCGUAUUUUAAAGAAAUAUGUCAAUAUGAAUAUCCAACAAAUAAUGGUGAAAUUGUUUUUCGUACUGCACAUGAAAUAGUCAAUGGUCUAGUUACCAUUCAUUGCUUUAUUCUUUCUUGUCGAAAUUUACCGAGAAUGGAUCUUAUUGGCACAUCAGAUCCUUAUGUUAUUCUUGAAUUAUUACCAUACUCAUUGUAUCAUAAACCCCAAAAAGAAUACAAAACAAGUACACAAAAACGAACACUUGAGCCUGAGUUUAAUGAAUUAUUUCAAUGGCAUCGUCUUCCAUUAAAUGUUUUGAAAGAACGUGGUGCUGUUUUACGUAUAAGUGUUUGGGAUGAAGAUUAUGUUAAUGAUGAUUUUAUUGGUGAAUGUUUUGUACCAUUAGUUAAUAUUGAACCAUUAAAAAAUCUUGCUUCAUUACGUGAUGUUCCUGUAUCAGAAGUACGAUUAAGGCGGCCACUUAAAAAUAUGCAACCACGAACAUUUGAUUUAAUUCGAAAUCGUGCAGCAUUUGAUGAACAAGCUGCUGUUUUUCUUAAACAGCGUACGGCUGUUAUGCAAUCAGGUAAUGGAAGUGAUGUUGCAUCUGCUAUAAGUGAUGAUAGAAAAUCAUCAGCUUCAUAUACUAGCGCAGCACUUCGUUCACUACUUUGCAUGUUUCCAUUUCAUAUUGGUUUUGAUUCUAAUCGUCGUCAUCAUGCGAAUCAGAUGUAUAAAUCAGAUGCAUCAUUAAAUACUUCAAUAUAUUCGGAUAGUAAUUAUAAUAGUUUAAACUAUCGAUUUUGGAAUAUACUCAACUGGAAAGGAACUGGUACUGAUGAAGCUUCAGUGGAUAAUGCAGAUGAAUUUGGUUCGACUUAA
Adineta steineri is the source of this 3939-nucleotide messenger RNA. NCBI's taxonomy places the organism in Eukaryota, Metazoa, Rotifera, Eurotatoria, Adinetida, Adinetidae. The record is from the annotation of a GenBank genome assembly.